AGCGGCGACGUGGCCGCGCGCCCGCGCCCCUCCGCCAGCGCCAGUCCGCCCCGCGGCGUCGAGUGAUGCGCCGGUGUGUCGCGUGUCCCCUCACUUCACCGUUUAGUGUCCGACCUCUGUAACCGACCGUUUAUGACUUUCGACAACCCCGCCCUGUGCAUUUUUCCGAGUUGCAUUUCGAUCAGUGCGAAGAGUGCGUCGGCAACGGGCGAUCUGCGGAGGUGUCGGUCGCUCCCCCCGCAUUUAUUUAUGUUGUCGUUUUGGUGUAGUGAAUAUUUGUGUUGUACGGACUAUUACCGUAUUAUCUGUGCGAUCGAGUCAACUGGAUAUUUUUAAAGAUCGACACUUUUAUCGUGAAGAGGCACGGGUGCGGGCCCGUGUGUGCGUUCGCGCCACUCACUCAAACACACAGACGCAAAGUGUUCACGCCAUAGCGCGGCCGUUGAACCGAAUACUCGAGGAAUUUCUCCAACGCAGCCACUUCGCUUGCAGACGAAGAAGAAAAUAACGACAGGUGGAGAGUUGUUUGGUGGCGUGUUAGCGCAGCGCAUGCGGCGCGGCACGCGUGCCAUGCGCUGUUAGAGGCGCGAUGGUCGGCGUGGGCGUGGCGGAGGGCGGCGCGGGCAGCGGAGGCCCGGCUGACGGCUACUACGGCGAGUACUAUCCGCCGGAGCCCUACUACGUGCCGCAGGAGAUGUGCCCGCAUCCCCAGCAGCACCCCCAACAUCCGCACAUGUGCACAGUGCACGCUGAUUAUGGAGGCAUGCCUGUGGUGACGAUGCCGCAGCUGAUGCCACAAGUGAUGGACUACCUCGUGGCGCCGCACCCCCAUCCCCACCACCCCCCGCACCACCAGCCGGGACACCACCAGCCGCCGCACCACCAACCACCCCCGCAUCAUCAGCCGCCUCACCCUUAUGGUCCAACCAAUGGUGCAGGCGGGCCGCAGCACUUCUACAGUGCAGGCUACCCACCUCACUACCACCAUGUUCCGCAGCACCAUAUGCAGCACUCCCCUCCACCGGCUGUGUAUCAGAAAGAUGAGCGAACACAGCAGAGAUACACCAAGCUCAAACAGAAGUUAGAUCGUAAACAAGCCAAUAGGAAUAAUGGGAUAGAAGUGAACUCGGGCGCGAGUACUCCAUCGCUGUCCCCGCGCAAGGAGAUGAACGGUCGCGGCAGCGGCAGCGGCGGCGCGUCCUCGGGCGCCUGGUCCGAGGGCGAGGGCUCCUCGGCCGGCGCCUCCGUGCAGGGCGACGACGAGAACGACAUGCAGGCCAUACUCGAUCUGCUCUCCGCCACCCGAACGCCGCAGGUGAGUGACAUAACCCCAACGAGUGCGCUGGUGCAGUGGAACUCCCCGCACCCCGAGGGCGUGGCGCUGCCCAGCCUGGAGCUCACGUACGACCUGCUGCUGGGCGACCGCGACGUCAAGAGGUACAAGGCUAUAUACAGCGGGCCCUCGCUCUCGUGUCGAGUUCGCGACCUCCGUCCGGGCUGCGAGUACUCGGUGUGCCUGCAGAUCCGCGCGGGGUCGUUGACGGGCGCGGCCAGCGACGCGGCCACGUUCCGCGCGCCCCCCGCCCCGCCCGCCGCUGCCCCGCCUCCGCGCGUCACACAGCGCACGCGCUCCUCGCUGCAACUCCGCUGGAAUGCCGCCACAGACAACGGCGCGCGCAUACAGAACUAUAUCGUGGAAAUGGACAGCGGAGAUGGCUUUCAGGAACUAUGCAAGCCGCGUACCAAACAGCACACCGCCAACAACUUGCGGCCGCAGACGAAGUACCGUUUCCGAAUCGCGGCCGUGAACGAGUGCGGCCGCGGCGAGUGGAGCGACGAGGUGGUGGAGUGGACCGCUGGCUCCCCGCCCCCCGCGCCCGCCGCGCCCGCCCUCCGCACCGCCUCCGCCACCGCCCUGGCCCUCGCGUGGGAACGCAGAAACGACGAAGACUUUGUCUUACAAAUGGAUGACGUCACGCGGGGACAUGGCUUCUUGCCGGUGUAUUCUGGCCCAGAGAAGAGCUACGUGUGCGCCGGCUUGCGAAGAGCUACUGAGUAUAAGUUCAGGCUUCGAUGUGAGACGAGUGAUGGCCAGGGUCCGUGGUCCCCGGAAGUGGCGUACCGGACGUUGCCGGAGCGGCCGGGGGCGCCGGGAAGGCCGGUGCCCCGAGGCAAGGUGCACUCGCGCGCCUUCCGCCUGCGCUGGGACCCGCCGCCCGACGACGGCGGCGCCCCCGUCAGCAGCUACACGCUCGAGCUCGACGCCGGGGACGGAUACCGGCCGGCUUAUCAGGGUCCCGAGCGCGAGGCGCACUGCGAGCGACUGCAGCCGGGCACGGCGUACCGCGCGCGCGUGCGCUGCGAGAGCUCCGCCGGCGCCAGCGACUGGUCCGCCGCGGAGACUGUGCCCACCGAGCCCGCGCCGCCCGCCGUCUGCCCCGCCCCGCUCGCCUCUGCCCCGCCGCGUCCCACGCUGCUGGCGCUGCGGUGGACUCCGCCCGACUCCGACGGCGGGGAGCCGCUCACGGAGUACCGCGUCGAGUUGGCCGAAGCCGACGAUGGCGCAACUCGCGUAGCUUACACCGGUAUCGCUCCAGAGUGCGUGGUCCGGGAGCUGACUCCGGGCCGCAGAUACCGCGUAUGGGUCAUCGCCUGCAAUCGUGUGGGCCCCGGCCCCGCCUCCCCCCCGCUGGAGUUCUCCACCGCGCCCGCCCCGCCCGACGCCCCGCCCGCCCCCACCGCUACUAUAGAAACACCGCGCUCCGCUCGCCUCGAGUGGACCUCUCCACCCGACAACGGCGCCCCCAUAGUCGACUACCGCCUGGAGAUGAGCGUCUCCAACGUCGACGACGCGUUCGCUGAAGUCUACCGCGGCGUCAGCACCGCGUGCGUCGUUAACAAACUGACUCCAUUUUCGCCAUAUUUCUUCAGAGUGUGCGCUACCAACUCGGCGGGGAGGGGCGCGUGGUCCCUCGUGCGGGAUCUGUUCACCCCCCGUGCGCCCCCCGCCGCCCCCUCGGGCCUCAAGCACGAAGCGACCGCCGACAGCUUGCGACUCUACUGGCGAACGCCCGCCGACCACGGCGCCGAGAUCAUCAAGUACAGAGUUGAGGUCGACAGCUCCUCUUUCGAGACGGAAGGGCCCACGCCCGAGCGGGUCGUGGAGGAGCUGACGCCGGACACGGUGUACCGGGUUCGUGUAGCUGCGCUGAACGAGCUGGGGCUGGGUGACUGGUCGGAGGAGGCGCGGGCGUGGACGCGGCCGACGCCCCCGCCGCCGCCGGAGCUGCGGCUGGCGGCUGCGGCGCACAACUACCUGAAGCUGGAGUGGGCCGGCGCGGCGGCCGGCGCCGGCGCCGGCACGCAGUACUGCGUGGAGAUGCGCGGCCCGGACGGCCGAGAGUUCCGGCACGUGUACCGCGGCUCCGCCCGCUCCUGCAAAGUCAAGAAGUUGCGCGAAGCAACCACAUACACCUUCCGGAUACAGGCGAGCGACGAACGCGGCGGUCGCGGCAGCUGGUCGGGCGGCGUGUGGUACAGCACGCCGCCCGCGCCGCCGCCCGCCCCGCGCCCGCCCGCCCUGCAGCCCAGCCCCGCCUCCGCCUCCGCGUCCGCCCACGCUUCGUCCGCGACCGCGCCGUCCGCACGCGCCGCACUCGUCGCCUGGGACGCCCUAGACCACGCGGAGUACGUGCUGCAGUGCGCACGCGCUAAGGAUGCUGUCUUCAAACAGGUAUACGCGGGCAGCGAAAACCAAUUCCAACUGGAAGAUCUGGAGGCCGGCGCGGAGUACCUCCUCCGGGUGAUGGCCGUGCGGGACGGACUGUCGAGCGCGUGGUCCGGGACCGCGCGGCUCGUGGUCCCGGCGGGCCCGGCCCCGCGGCCCCGCCGGCCCCGCGCCGCCGGCCGCGCGCUCACGCCGCGCCAGACGGCGCUGCUGAUGGCGGCGGGCUUCCUGAUGCUGGCGGUGGCGGUGGCCGUGCUGGUGCAGCGGCUGGUGGAGCCCCGCCCGUGACAGGCGCUCGUGGCGGCCCGCCCGCGCGCGCUGGCGCGGAUCUAGCGCGCCGCCCCCCCUCACCACGAGAUCACGCUCAAUGAUCAGUGCCCGCGAGUCCGGAGUGUCGCUAUUGCUCGAAAUUCGCUAGUGCCGAGUGUUAAUUAUUUAUAUGUACAUAUUAUGUAGAUAUCAUAUCGACGAUCGUGGAGUGCUCCCGUGAUGCGAAUUUGUGUAUUUUCGAUUGAUUGACCGCCGCAAUCGUUCAUUUGCGAUCAAGUCGCGGAGUUUAUUUUUGUCAUAGCUAGAUUUCUGCCACGGGUGGUUUGCGCCGAUCGGCCUAGCACACGUUUUAUAAUCAGUGUUGGUGUUUCAAAUACUUCUGUGAAUAUUAUAAGCCUUCAUGCAUGUGUGUGUGAAGUUGCUGAAUUUUUAAAUGUAUGUUACGGUGGAAGCCUUUCCUUCUGUCUUGUAUGUAACUAUCUCGUAAACUUUCACAAAUCUUCAUUAUCUAGUCUAUCUGCAACUUGUUAUUUCAUUUGCUUUUCCCAAGCGACAAGAAUAAUUUUAUUUAUUAUAUAUCUAAUAAUAAUGUUUGUUUUAAUAGUGAUAUAAAGUGUACUUCCAAUAUUUUACUAUUAUUAGUAUACUUGACUCUUGUAUGUUUUCCAUACAUUAGAUAUAUUUUAUAAAAUCAUUCAGUCUGUUGCAUGUUUUUUAUCAGGUUUAAGUAUAAGAAAUUAGUAAACAAGGUGCUCUAUUAUUAAAGUUCUGUUAAGUGGGACUUGGUCCCCGUCUGCAACGAGUUUCCAGUGUGUGUGCUGUGAUCACUUCCUUAUGCGAAUGAGACUGAUUUUACAAGUAACUGCUUUGUUUAUAGAAAUGUUUCAAACGCUUUCGUAACACUUUUGACAUUAGCUGUAUUUUGUGCUGUCCAUGCCGACUCACCGGUUAGAUGUAGACACGUGGCAUUCUAUGAUUCAAUGCUGGUAUGAAAAUGGGAAAUUAUGGAUGUGUCGGUCCCUUUAUUUUGGUAUUUUUUACUCAAAGUAUUAGCCCUAUAAUGGCACUUGACUAAGCGCGAAUUCGUCGCGUGCGCAGCACAGACCGGACAGACAUUACAAUCCGACUUUAUAUACUCCAAAUGCUUGAAUAAUAUUGAUGUAACUAAUUAUAUCGUCGAUUUGUUUUUAUUCAUAGAAAAUGAUCUUUUAUGGAUGACAUAAUAUAAUUAAUAGAUUAAUUGUUUAUGAAUUGUAGAGAUUACGAAUUAUUGAGAUUGUUACCACCCGGUGUAAAACAUGGAAUUGUCAAUCAAGUAAACUAUAGAAGACUGUCCACAUAGAGACACUUCGAAAAAAAAAAUAUAGCUAUUAAUCCCUUAUUGGUGUUUGUUACUUUUAAUAACAUUAUUAGAAAAUUGUUAACUGAUUUCAUAUUCAUAUAAAUAUUAUUCUAAAUGAAUUUCGUUUUAGAUAAGCAAAGUAUCUUUAUUAAUUAUAUGUUUUAUUGAAAGUUAGUAGUAAUUGUCAUGCCGAUGUAUGAGAUUUCCAUUUUAAACAUUGAUGUUAUAGUAUCAUGGUAUCUUAUUACUCACUAGUUAAUGUGGUCAGAGAAGUUUUGUGGAAAUUAUUAUCAAGAAUAACGUAAUUACAUUGAGUAUUAUCAUUGUCGCGUAGGCCUCUGCAUCCAAUGAUCAUAUUCGAUCCGUUGUUAGGUAAUAAACGUGUUGGUGUCUUAUUUAUAUUAUAGACGAGAUUACCGCGACUCACCCCCAUAGUUAUAUAUCAAAUAUACUCGUAAAUAUUUAAUAUUUACUUCUGUGAUCAGCUUAUUCUUUUCUUUCUAUAUCUUUAUUAUUGUUAUCGGAGACAUUCCUAGAGUACGUGUUACUUUGGUAUCAGAAACUCGUUUCGUGUUGUUGUAUCGGCUACCUGCGUUAAACAUUUCACUGCGGGCCUGAUUCCGCAAGGCGAAUUAGUAAGCACGGCUUACAUACUGUGUUAUUGUAAAGUAAUAUAUUAUUUUCAAAAUUUCAUAAUAACUUUGUGCAAUUAACAAUUUAUUUAUUUUUAUGGCUUAAUAUAAUAUUUAUUUUAGAAGUGUAACGAAUCUUCACGCAACAAUGAAGGAAUCCGAUGUUCCUAUGAUUUACACGUUUACAUCUAUUGCUGCUAAAUUGUGUACUACAGUCAAGCAUUCCAACUAUAUUCCACUUGUAAAUAGGCCUAACGAAUUUUACGACUAUUGAAUGUACAUCUUGCUUUAAUAUUGAAAAUGUAAAUAAAUCUGAUUUUAAAGAGCUUCGCAAGAGGCGUGUUUAGAUACAUAUUGUACGACAAUGGGAAAUUAUACUAUACUGUGUUGAGACUAAACGUUUUAAAUUAAUGAGAUAUAUGAUUAACGGGGAUAACAUCUCAUAUUGUAUUUGUGUUUGAAUAAGUAACGUAUAACGAAAUGUAUAUGUUUAUAAUAUAAUAUUUGAUGAUGUUAUGUAUACAAUUUAUUAAAUAUGAAUAUAUCAAUAAAACUAUAUUUUGUGUA
Plodia interpunctella (Indianmeal moth) is the source of this 6538-nucleotide messenger RNA. RefSeq names its product miles to go (gene mtgo). Gene Ontology annotation, molecular function: protein binding. The transcript is spliced from 14 exons. Lineage: Eukaryota; Metazoa; Arthropoda; Insecta; Lepidoptera; Pyralidae. The record is from RefSeq and is a predicted model, not a curated record. Bases 590 to 4015 code for a protein of 1141 amino acids.